CUUUUGCCCUAUUUACCCACACUCCUGUUAUAUGUACUAAUACCUGCUGCCAAAAGAAACACUCAGCAACGUUCUUUCUCUCUCACCGCGUACUACUGCCUCUGUUAUUUAAGCAGCUACGCUCAAUCGAAAAAGAGAGCCGUUUAGAUCAGACAUUUUAUUCCGCUGGCUCUUUCUCUCUCUCUUUUUUUAACUCUUUCUAAACCUAGCGAUACAUGGGCCUAAUUCUUCGCUUCCUUUUACUGUUGGCCAUUACACGCUUACUAUUGGCGGAUGCCGUAUCCAUGACCGGAAGCCGCAAUACUGCUGCCAGCAGUACCAGCAGCAAAUAUACCCACCAUUCAAUAUUCAGAGCCGUAGCAAUGACAUACCAAUAUGAUUCUUUAUUUGCAGCUAAAGAGUACGAGACAUACGUCAACACCUCGGGCAUGGACAUGGCCCCACCCGUCCUGCUCCAUCAGUUCGGAUUAGGAUCUACUCGACAUCGUCAACAACAACAACAACAACAACAACGAAAUGACAACAACCAAGCCUCCUCCUCCUCAUCUCUCCACCGCGCCUCCUCUGCCACUGCCACUUCUUCCUCAGCCGCCAUUACAGACAAGUCGACAGCAGCCACGUCAGAACUCCUGGUUUCUGGACCUGCCCUUGCGUUCAUUGUCGUUCUCACGUUAGGCGCAUUUAUGUUUUGAUUCUUUCCCUCUUUUUUUCUGCAUUUCCCCUCCCGUUCUGAUACGACGAAAAACCAGAACAUAUACCCAACACAAGCACAUACGCAUACUC
Molecule: messenger RNA, 783 nt
Organism: Zychaea mexicana
Lineage: Eukaryota; Fungi; Mucoromycota; Mucoromycetes; Mucorales; Lichtheimiaceae
Exons: 3
Coding region: 216-692 (158 amino acids)
Source: RefSeq, a predicted model, not a curated record